GAGGAGUUCCCGUUUAAUCCCACGAUAAAACAAAACACGGGAUGCUGCAGUUUAGAUCUGUUCUACAUAGUCACUCACAUCCCCUUUAUUAAUUUGAAUCAAUAUUGAUCUGCUGCACACCAACAACAUGUCUUUCUGUCGAUUCUUUGGCGGGGAGACCUACAAGGAUCAUUUUAAACCAGGUAUGUACGUGUGCUCUAAUUGUAACCAUCCACUGUUCUCGAGUCGCUCCAAGUUUGCUCACUCAUCACCGUGGCCCGCUUUCACCGAGACCAUCAGAGAGGACAGCGUGACCAAACUGAUGGAGAGCCUCACAGCUUUCAAGGUUCUAUGCGGCAAAUGCGGCAACGGGCUGGGUCACGAGUUUGUAAACGACGGGCCGGAAGAGGGGGUGUCCCGAUUUUGAAUAUUCAGCCACUCUCUCAAGUUUGUCCCCAAUAAAGGCAAGGACAAAUAUUAAAGAGCGAGUUUUCUCUGUCGUACCUGGCCAGUAUGAGCAUGUGACGCAGCCAGGAGAAAGUCCCGAGAAGGACAUCCUGUCUGCUGAAGUAUCUCAGACCAACCACUUACACACAACAUGGAUGCUGGACCACAUCAAAAUACUGCUUUAGCAAAACACUGUACCUCAUAUUUAAUCAUAGUUAUACACCACUUAAGGUUGAAGGUCAACAAAUGUUUCACAUGAUCUAUGCACUCUAUUUGGUUUUAAGUCCUAUGCACAGUUUUUUUUUUUUUUUAGAUACAUUUUUUGCCAUUGUCAUGUGAAGUACAGAACACUUCAUAACCAACUUUUGCAAUUGCAUCUGUAAUUUGAGUGCCGUUUGCCCGGUUGUCCUCUAGAGGAAGCUAUCCCUCCUUCAUUAGCUUGAGGCUAACCUGAUUCAAAAGUGUCCUUGUACGAAACACGCUACUUACGCACUUCAUCUGCCGCCCAUGUCUAUGUGAUUGAAUGUGAACGUUGGGUUGCAUGAGUGGCGCUUUCUGGCUCAGCUGCAGGCCGCAUUCCUUGCGGUGGUGGCUUGGCAAAAGUCGCGGCGGUUUUGAGGAGUAGCCGGGCCGCCUGGUUUGAGAGGAAAGGCUGUCAUUAGACAAGCAACACACACACGGUCAUAGAAGAGUGUUUGGCAGACAACACAUGGCUGUAUUCUUGGAUAUGGCACACGAGAGCUACUACUUUGAACUUUUGUUGAUAUAUUCACUGGUGUCACGCUUUCUCUUGCCUUGUUCGAGCUCUUGUUCCCUCGUCGACUCCAAACGGGCACAAAUAAGAACUUCAAUGAGUGUGUACAGUAAAGUCAGCAGGCCAAGGUAUUCCAAUGAAUUACAGCCUCGGUGUGGCUCAGUGAGUCCACUCGUGGGUUAUUAUAGUUUCACAUGGUUGCUUUGUGGCAGUGCAGUAUUUAUAAUACAUUCACUGAAAAUAAAUUUGCAACCAUUUAAUAUGUCUUCAAGGGUUCUCAUUACCAUAACGUGUUUUCAAAAAAACAGUUUGAUUUGGACGUAAAAGAAAAAAAAAGAUGAUUUUUUUUGGGCCUUCAGCAUUUGUAAUACACAAUGUAAGAUCCAGAUCAGAUUAAAGAUUACUUAAAAUGAUCUCGCUCAGCCUCCAAGGCAAAAGCAGGUGUUGUGUAUGACAUCAUUGUUUUUAGAUUGCGGUGCCAACACACACAUACCAUUUUUGUUUUGUGACUGCGCUUGCAAUUGUUGAACUGGAACGACAUUUUUUUGUGUGGUUUACCGUCUGACAGAACACCCCGGAAAAAAAAAAAAAAACAUCCGAAAAGUCUGAGACAAAAUGUGGUUUGGUUGCGAUAUUUGCGUGAGUGUAUGUCCCUUAUCCUCACAGCACACACAAAAGAAAGAAAAUCAUUUGAUGAUGUAAGUUUAA
Syngnathus acus (greater pipefish) is the source of this 1888-nucleotide messenger RNA. RefSeq names its product methionine sulfoxide reductase B1b (gene msrb1b). NCBI's taxonomy places the organism in Eukaryota, Metazoa, Chordata, Actinopteri, Syngnathiformes, Syngnathidae. The transcript is spliced from 4 exons. Gene Ontology annotation, molecular function: peptide-methionine (R)-S-oxide reductase activity. The record is from RefSeq and is a predicted model, not a curated record.